AGAUUGCACCAUAACAACAAUAAACACGAAAGGCUCAGCACUAUGUCAACGGGGAAAAGUAGUGAAGAAUGUCGGAACCCCGUGGGGCUCUUACACCCUCCCGAGGAGAUGUCAGACUCAGGUUUUAAAAGAGCGUCUUCUUUUAAGCUGAAAAAGCCUGACCAUGUUCGAUUGGAUGUCACAUUGGCGCGACGUAAUAGCUUGCCAAGUCCGGCAAGUCCAAAAAUGUUCUUGGCACCCCCAGAAACCCGUCCAUUAGAAAGGGUGCGGUCAUUCCACUUAACUAGAGAUGGUUUAAAGAACCGUGGGGACUUAAUCCGAAGACAGAGCACUAUCAGCAUAAACUCUUGUGAGAAAUGUGACGGUAGUGUCGAAGCCUCAGUAAGCGCUGAUAACGAAACACCACGUGUUGUCCAAGUUGUCAGGGUGGCAUUGGUUGGUUGCGACGAAGUAGGAAUACAUACAUUGAAAAGUCAGUUCUCAACGUCAGAGGAAAUAUACAUCAACCACCAAAGAGAAGAUGCCGAAUCACCAGAGGAUAUUUUCCUUCUACUCAAUAAAGAUGAAUAUUGUGUGCAGUUUGUUGAAGAAACUGAGUUUAUGGAAGGCCACAGGACGUCUUUAGUGGAUGCAGUAGUGGCAGUAUUCUCUGUCGUGGACUCUUCUUCAUUUUUAUAUGCAACCAAGAAAAUCGAAAUCAUUCGGGACAAGAUGAAGUACAACUCUCCCAUUUUUCUCGUGGGAAACAAAUGCGAUUUAGCAAGAAACAGAACAGUUUCCGAACGAGAGGCCCAGAAGUUUGCAGACAAGUACAAGUGUAAAUAUACAGAGACUUCUGUCGUCCUCAACCACAACAUCGAUGAACUUCUGGUCGGUAUCGUCCGCAAGGUCAUUCAAAGGCGAGAAGGCAGGAAGCAGACGACAUCGGAAGAAUCACAAACACCGAAAGCUACUAGUUUCACCAAACGAGUUCUUAACAAGCUUAAAAAAAUUGGACAAUCAAAAGAAAAAAGUAAUAAACCGUAUGAUUGAAAAUCGUAUGUAAUGUUCAAUGCAGAAAAGUAUGAAUGUGUAUAAGGAAAAUGGCAUCGAAAUGUUCAUGUUUGAAAUAAUUGUGAUGUUUUUCUUCCUUCUUUAAAUUGGAUGACGAUUCCUAACUUUAUAUAUUAACUGUUUACUAUUCCUGUUUAAUCUUAUUGUGGAUGAAUGUAUCAUUUGUUUAUUGUUUUGAUUCUCGAAGAAUAGUGUAACCACAUGACAAGACUGUCAAUUUUUACUAAAUGUUUCCCUAAGUAUUUAUAGAGCUUUUCCUAAGCUGAAAGUUACGCAUCUGAGUUAUAUUUUUUUCACUUUCGUAAUUAUAUGAUCAAUAAUAUAAUAAAAAAAUGUUUUUCUUUA
Molecule: messenger RNA, 1398 nt
Organism: Saccostrea echinata
Lineage: Eukaryota; Metazoa; Mollusca; Bivalvia; Ostreida; Ostreidae
Product: GTP-binding protein GEM-like
Exons: 4
Coding region: 43-1032 (329 amino acids)
Cellular component (GO): plasma membrane
Molecular function (GO): GTP binding; GTPase activity; calcium channel regulator activity
Source: RefSeq, a predicted model, not a curated record